AUGUCAGAACAACACUUAGAGAUCGGGCAGCACCGGGAAUGGAUAGACAAGUUCAGGAGUAAGGUUUCUCGGUAUGGAAGAGCAGCUGAUCUUGCACCAACCAUUGAAUGCGGAAGCCCCUCUUUUCACGACAUAAACGAAAGGAGAAGCUCAGGGGCAGAGGAGACGGAGCAGCGCCUUUCAGAUCCGCGCCAGGCCGACAAGUAUGAGAUAGAUGCUCUCAAAUGCGCAAUUGAAUCCGAGUGGUGGCGAACAGACAAAGCUAUCUGGGACCCAUCGAUGAUAUUUGAUUGCCCCGGCUCUGACUUCACCAUAGAAGGGAAGGAAAAGAGGCUAGUUCGUGGCUUUUAG
Molecule: messenger RNA, 351 nt
Organism: Prunus armeniaca (apricot)
Lineage: Eukaryota; Viridiplantae; Streptophyta; Magnoliopsida; Rosales; Rosaceae
Source: the annotation of a GenBank genome assembly